Molecule: messenger RNA, 3082 nt
Organism: Arabidopsis thaliana (thale cress)
Lineage: Eukaryota; Viridiplantae; Streptophyta; Magnoliopsida; Brassicales; Brassicaceae
Product: transducin family protein / WD-40 repeat family protein
Exons: 18
Coding region: 166-2898 (910 amino acids)
Biological process (GO): rRNA processing
Cellular component (GO): small-subunit processome
Source: RefSeq, marked reviewed
GAAAUUUCGUUAAACCCUAAACCCCAAAGGUCUUGUUUGCUGUAUCUCCUCCAUCGCUCCUGCGCCGCGUUUUCUCUCUCAAGCUCUUAAAAAACCUUUCUUUGAUUUGAUAAUCCUAAAAUCGUUUUUCCGAGGAAACCCUAAUUUCUUGUUCGAACUCGAAAGAUGGGAAUUUUCGAACCGUUUAGAGCAAUAGGUUACAUAACGAGUACGGUUCCGUUCUCCGUCCAGCGAUUGGGUACCGAGACUUUCGUCACCGUCAGCGUCGGCAAAGCUUUCCAGAUUUAUAAUUGUGCCAAGCUCAAUCUAGUCAUAAUCAGUCCUCAGCUUCCAAAGAAAAUUAGAGCUUUAGCUUCUUACCGAGACUACACAUUUGUUGCGUUUGGCAAUGAAAUCGCUGUCUUUAGGCGUGCUCAUCAGGUAGCAACUUGGAGCAAACAUGUUGCUAAAGUUGAUCUUCUACUGGUGUUUGGAGAACAUGUGCUUAGUCUUGACGUGGAAGGAAAUAUGUUCAUAUGGGCAUUCAAAGGAAUCGAAGAACAUCUAGCUCCAAUUGGAAAUCUUCAGCUUACUGGAAAGUUUACCCCUACCUCUAUUGUUCACCCAGAUACCUAUCUCAACAAGGUUCUUGUAGGGAGCCAAGAGGGUCCGCUGCAGCUAUGGAAUAUUAAUACUAAGAAGAUGCUCUAUCAGUUUAAGGGUUGGGGUUCAUCUGUCACCAGUUGUGUUUCAUCCCCUGCCCUGGAUGUUGUUGCAAUUGGUUGUGCUGAUGGAAAGAUCCAUGUACAUAACAUAAAAUUGGACGAAGAGAUCGUAACAUUUGAACAUGCCUCGCGAGGUGCUGUUACUGCUUUGUCUUUCAGUACAGAUGGACGUCCCCUUCUUGCGUCUGGAGGUUCCUUUGGUGUCAUAAGCAUCUGGAAUCUUAACAAAAAAAGGCUUCAGUCAGUCAUUAGGGAUGCACAUGACAGUUCUAUAAUCUCAUUGAACUUUUUAGCCAAUGAGCCGGUGCUAAUGAGUGCAUCAGCAGAUAACUCACUUAAAAUGUGGAUUUUUGACACAAAUGAUGGUGAUCCUCGCCUAUUACGCUUCCGAUCUGGGCAUAGUGCUCCUCCUCUAUGUAUCAGGUUCUACUCUAAUGGACGGCACAUUUUGUCUGCUGGCCAGGAUCGUGCCUUCCGCCUGUUCUCUGUCAUCCAGGAGCAACAAAGUAGAGAGCUUUCUCAAAGACACAUUUCUAGGCGAGCCAAAAAACUCCGACUGAAGGAGGAAGAGUUGAAAUUGAAGCCUGUUGUUUCAUUUGAUUGCGCUGAAAUUAGGGAGCGUGAUUGGUGCAAUGUUGUUACUUGCCAUAUGGAUACAGCAGAAGCAUAUGUAUGGAGACUUCAGAACUUUGUACUUGGAGAGCAUAUCCUCAAACCAUGCCCUGAGAAUCCAACACCAAUUAAGGCAUGUGCAAUCAGUGCCUGUGGAAACUUUGCAGUAGUCGGAACAGCUGGUGGAUGGAUUGAGAGAUUCAACCUCCAAUCUGGAAUCAGCCGGGGUAGUUACUUCGAUAUGUCAGAGAAAAGAAGGUACGCCCAUGAUGGAGAAGUUAUUGGAGUUGCUUGCGACUCCACAAACACACUCAUGAUUAGUGCAGGAUAUCAUGGGGACUUAAAGGUUUGGGAUUUCAAAAAGCGGGAAUUAAAGUCCCAGUGGGAUGUCGGAUGUUCGUUGGUUAAAAUUGUCUACCACCGUGUAAAUGGUCUUUUGGCUACAGUGGCGGAUGAUUUUGUUAUCCGUUUAUAUGAUGUUGUGACACUAAAGAUGGUUCGUGAAUUUAGAGGUCAUACAGACCGUAUAACGGAUUUGUGCUUUAGUGAGGAUGGCAAAUGGGUCAUCUCAUCUAGCAUGGAUGGAAGUCUUAGAAUAUGGGAUGUCAUAUUGGCUAAGCAGAUUGAUGGUGUGCAUGUCGAUGUGCCAAUAACAGCAUUGUCUUUAUCACCAAAUAUGGACGUUUUGGCAACUGCCCACUCUGAUCAGAACGGGGUCUACUUGUGGGUUAACCAAUCCAUGUUCUCUGGGCUUCCAAGUGUUGAAUCUUAUGCUAGUGGGAAAGAUGUCGUAAAUGUCAAGUUGCCUUCAGUCUCUGCAUUGACAUCUUCUGAAGCUGAUGAUGAUAUGGACAGGCAAGUGUUAGAAAAUUCUGAAGCUCUACAAGCUAGCAGUUUCUCAAUUUCCCAAAAGCAGAUCCCAGAACUUGUUACUCUGUCUCUAUUGCCAAAAAGCCAAUGGCAGAGUUUGAUCAACUUGGAUAUUAUUAAGGCCCGCAAUAAACCAAUAGAGCCUCCAAAGAAACCUGAAAAGGCUCCUUUUUUCUUGCCCUCAAUUCCCUCGCUGUCUGGAGAUAUAUUAUUCAAGGCAAAUGACUCUGAGGCUGAUGGGGAGAAUGAGGAAAAUAAUAAAAAGGACCAGAAUAGCAUGAAGAACUUUGAUGCAUUGGAAUCUCCAUUCUCAAAACAUCUCAAGUCUUCAUGGGAUUCAAAACACUUUUUAGAUUUUACCAACUACAUGAAGAGUUUAUCCCCGUCAGCUCUCGACAUGGAGCUUCGGAUGCUUGAAAUCAUAGAUGAAGAUGUUGAAGAAGAGCUUAUCAAAAGACCUGAGUUUAUAUUGAUUGGGCAACUUCUGGAUUACUUCAUCAACGAGGUCUCUUGCAAAAACGACUUUGAGUUUAUGCAGGCGGUUGUGAAACUAUUUCUGAAGAUCCACGGUGAGACCAUAAGGUGCCACCCGAGUUUACAAGAGAAGGCGAAGAAGCUUUUAGAAACUCAGAGUUUGGUGUGGCAGAAAAUGGAGAAGCUUUUCCAGAGCACAAGAUGCAUAGUUACCUUCCUUAGCAAUUCACAGUUUUGAAGAAGCUUACUAACUUAUUGCUCUGUUUUUGAUGUUGCUCUGUUUUUUCACAAAAAUAGCAAUUUUGAAGAAGCUUAAUAUAUUGCCCUGUCUUUUAGCAUUAACAUGUAUCAAAUGGAACAUGUCAACGUUAUCCUGAAUUGGAUGAUAGGGUUUAAAUUCCGUGAGAAAUCAUAAAAUCUGC